GCUCUCAUUCUCUGAAGGAAAGUGAAACGCCAUGUCUCUUCUCGCGUAUUUAGGAAUGCGUUCACCGCUCACGCGCAGAUUAAUUAGAACAGUUAGAUUCAAAACGCAGUUUUUAAAACGCGAGUUUGAGAAAAUGGGCGGCCAAACUUAAAAGGCGGAAGCUUUUUAGUUUCCCAACUGGAAAAAGGGAAAGAAAAAAAAGAAAAAAACUAAAAGAGUGGACUUCGUGUAGCUCUUCACGGAUCUCCCAAUUCUCAAGAUUUUAUUGUUUUCUUCUUGUUGGAUUGGAUAAAGUGGAUAGAUGGGGAAUUUGUUCGUGAAGAAACCAAAGAUUACGGAGGUUGAUCGAGCGAUUCUCUCUCUCAAAACCCAAAGGCGCAAGCUUGGUCAAUAUCAGCAACAGCUUGAGAAAGUGAUUGAAGCCGAAAAGCAAGCUGCAAGAGACUUAAUUCGUGAGAAGCGAAAAGACAGGGCUUUGUUAGCAUUGAAGAAGAAACGGACGCAAGAAGAGUUAUUGAAGCAAGUAGAUCAGUGGGUCAUCAAUGUCGAACAACAAUUGGCAGAUAUCGAACUUACAAGCAAGCAGAAAGCAGUCUUCGAGAGCUUAAAGCAAGGUAAUAGUGCAAUUAAGGCGAUUCAGAGCGAGGUCAAUCUUGAUGAUGUUCAAAAACUAAUGGAUGACACUGCCGAGGCCAAGGCUUAUCAGGAUGAGCUUAGUGCCAUAUUGGGGGAGAAACUAUCUGCAGAAGAUGAAGAAGAGAUCUUAGCAGAAUUCGACAACCUGGAAAACCAGCUCAUUGCUGAAGAUAUGCCUGACGUGCCUACACCUGAGCUCGUGCCUGAAGAACCCGAGAAACUGGAUCUCCCUGAUGUGCCAACAAAACAACCCGUUGCUCCCAAUGCAGAAAUCGCAUCAACAAAGAGAAAAGUUCUUGAAGAACCUUUGGAAGCUUGAUUCAGAAGAGAAGAAUCUGAUCCGACUAUAUAUCCCCAUAGAUAUUUAAUCAUUCUUUGGACACUUUUCCUUCUAGGCUCUUGAAGCUCCAUGUGUAUUCUUUUCUUACCCUGCAGCUUGUAAAGAACCAAGUCCGUUCUUGGAAUCUUCUCUGUGUGAAUGGUUUAGUUGUUCGUAAAAUCGAUUCAGAGUCUUUGACCUGAACGUCUGAAAGUAUGCUACAAAUGAAAUUGUUUCUAAAUUCGAUUCAGAGUUUUAUUGCA
This is a messenger RNA of Eutrema salsugineum, 1218 nucleotides long. Its product is annotated as vacuolar protein sorting-associated protein 20 homolog 2. The record is from RefSeq and is a predicted model, not a curated record. The transcript has 6 exons. Gene Ontology annotation, cellular component: ESCRT III complex; multivesicular body. The coding region runs from base 302 to 955 and encodes 217 amino acids. Gene Ontology annotation, biological process: late endosome to vacuole transport via multivesicular body sorting pathway; vesicle budding from membrane. Lineage: Eukaryota; Viridiplantae; Streptophyta; Magnoliopsida; Brassicales; Brassicaceae.